AUGGAGUGCCCAGUUGCAAUCGUAUCCCAGGAGACUGGCCGCAUUCGAGUGGAUCCUGAGGACAUCAAGACUUUCUGGAAACUUGCUUCGGAAGCCCAGGAAAGCCCGCCACUGGGUGCGGCUGAGCAGAUGAUUCCACUUGGGUGGUGGGGGGACGAUGCAAGGUUUAACAAAGCCGGUGACAAGAUCACGCUUUUUACCUUCAACAUUUUGGACUUCAUCACGAUUGAUGUCGAACUUGCAGGACCCAGAGCAGUACUCUGCGAAUAUCGUGGAGAUUGGAAGUUCCAUUACGAGCAUUGGAACCUGAGUGCUUCGUACAAGGAAAUCAUUUCGGAUUGCAUGAACCCCUCUCUGCGAAAUCCGCUGGCUACGGACUUGACUGCUGGGGUCUUCAAUGCUGCGACACAGAUUCGUCCUUGCAGUAUGCAUGUGGUCAACCUUGGAGUGUUGCAGGUGCUUAGCGGCUCAGUGGUGGAUAUGCUGGUGAAGGCUGGCUUCUUCGGCUCCACAGAGCCCGCAGUGGCAUUGCACACGGCAUCUUUGCGAUUCAAGCAGUAUGCCAGUGCUCACCGACUUGUUCAUUCAGUGCCGUUCCUGACUCCGAACAUGUUGGUCGAUGCAAGCACUGCAGGCAGCUACCCGGUGCUCACUUUAAAAGCCUUCAACGGCAGGCUUUUCUUGGGGUUCCUUUCGGCAUGCCUCCGAGCUGCUGUCGCAAAGGGUCCGAAUCCCGACUUGGAGCUGCGACUCGCUGAGAGAUGCACGCACUCGUUGCUUCUCUGGUUCCAGAUCCAGGAAAAUGCACCCCGGCGGUUCAUAGACCCUGCCACUGGACAACGGCUGCUGCAAACCGGUGACGAAUUCCUUCGCCUCUACCAUGGUUUGGCCCAACUGGCUUGCCAAAGAGGCGAGUUUCGAUGGAAGGAGACAGAGUACCCUCAGUAUGUGGAGUGGGUGCGCACGACGGCCAAAGAGGAGAAGGAGACGUGUGUGCAGCUGCGACGUCUGGCGAUGUGGCUGGAGCAAGAGGCGGCACAACCUAUCAAGGAGACGACGGCCAAGUGGACUCUGGUGGAACCUCCACCCGAGACCCCGAAGGCCUCACCGAAAGCAUCUCCGAAGACGAAGAGUCCCGCGGGAUAUCGGGGCCGCGGCAGUGCGGCGAGUUCGGCGGCAUCUUCGGUGAGCGAGUCGGUACUGAGGGAGUUGGUGUCGACACUACACGAUCUCAAGAACGAAGUGGCGCAGCUCAAGAGUGCAAGCUCGGAGGAACGUCCCCGCAAGAAGAUGUUCCAGUCCUUAGUUGGGUAUCAGAGACCUGUGCUACUGGAGAUUGCAGGGCAACCCGGUAGCCCGAUUGUAGAAGCGGUGUGUAAAGCUGCUGAGAGUGAUCGGGCUGCUAGCCAAUGCGGCCCAUGGAACGGAGGGGACGUGUCCACGGGAACAGGGGUGAAGUACGUUCUCCAGCGCAUUGCGGUGGAACAACCACAGUGUGUGUGGCUGAAUCUCCCGGGUGGUGCGUUUUCCCCGCUCCAGAGGAUGCACAAUCGGACUGAAGAACAACAAGCACGCUUGAAAGAAAAGCGCAGAGCGGCACAGCGAACCUACGUAGGUCAGGAACCAAGCUCUGGCAGUGAGACGUUUACCAAGGAAUAUGCCAAUCGCGUAGCCCACGCUCUGCUGCAGGAACUCAGCUACACCGCCGUGCACUUGGAGUGCGCGGGAAAGACCAACCUACCCGACUCCUUUGGAAGAGGAGAGACCUGCACCUGUGGCGAGGUUCCGCACGUUCAGCAGUUGAAGGAGUUGGGUUUUAGACCUCCGACGGUAGGCGCCACGAACCAGAACGAACAUGCGAUGGCUAACGAAACCACCCCGGCUGCGAGUAGGACCCCGACUAGUCAGUCACAGCGCCAGGAGAUUGAACGUAUCGAUAAGAAGCUGUAUCUUCUUCACUCUGCCACUGGCCACGGGAGUACUAGACACAUGUUAGAAGCCUUGAAGCGUAGAGGGGCCCCGGAAUUAGUGUUGCAGUGUGCCCAGCAAUUUCGGUGUUCCGUUCGUGAAGAGAAACAGCGUGUGUCAAGUCGACAUGUGGCGUCCCUUGAACCCUUGCCCCCGAAAUGGUGCACGGUGUCAGCUGAUGUGGGACAUUUUCAACACCCCACCUCACACGAGCAUAUUCAGUUUCUUCUGAUUAUCGACGAGGGAUCCAGGUUUCGGACGGCUCGCAUUUUGACCAAGGGACAGAAGCAACAGCCUACCGCCCUGUCGUGUUUGAGAUACUUCCAAGAGGGAUGGGCCCAGUACUUCGGACACCCGAGGGUUCUUCGCUUGGACCCAGCUGGUAGCUUCCGCAGCCAGUUGGUGGCUGACUACUGCGACAAACAUGGGAUCUUCCUAGAUAUCGUGCCAGGUGAAGCUCAUUGGAAGAUUGGUGUUUGCGAACAAGCGAUACAAGGGGUUAAGGGGAUCCUCAAGAAGUUGUGUGAAGUUGAGCCCGACAUCUCCCUUGAAGAGGCUUUGGCCACUUCGAUUAGGACCUUCAAUCAGAGGGAUGUCAUAAGAGGGUUUUCGCCGUACCAACAUGCCCUGGGGCGCGAACCUGAUGAGACUGGCAGGAUCAUUGAGGGCCUUCAAGGUUUUCCUCCCGAGCUGUUAGUCGAGAACGCCACUGAUGAAGUUGAAAGGGCAGCUCGUCUGAGAGCUGAGGCAGAAAAAGCCCACUCAGACUGGCAGGCCCAUCAGAGACUGGCCAGAGCAGCUAACUCACGACAUAAGCCCCGCCUGGACUUCGAACCAGGAGAACUGGUCUUCUUCUGGCGGACUCAGGAGUCGGGCCGCCACAAGCGGCAACCCGGAGCCAAGCAGGGGCGGUUCUUAGGACCCGCCCGGAUCUUGGCAGUGGAGUCCAAACGUGAAGCGGAUGGCACCUUGAAGGCAGGCAGCUCAGUGUGGCUAGUGCGCGGCAGGAACCUCUUAAAGUGCUGUCCGGAGCAGCUCCGAAGAGCUUCUCCUCGCGAGGAGCUUCUUGAAGCCGUGUCAGAGCAGCCAGAGAGGGUCCCUUGGACUUUCACUAAGGUGGCCGAGCAGAUAGGCGGCAACCAGUAUGAGGACCUUCGAUCCGAGGUUCCAGAGCUUGACGAAUGGCAUCGAGCACAGGACCCCUCGCAGGAAAUUCCGGCAGUCCGCAUGCGCAUCAACCGGAAGCGACCUGGACCGUACCAGGAAGAUCCCUCAGGAGACUCCGAGAUGCAAGACCCGGAACAGGAGCCUGCCGCAAGCUCUCGUGGACCACGACCCCGUCGCGAGGACAGUCAACCGGGACAGGCCUUUGCAGAGGGUCCCCAAUGGUGGAAUACCGUUCGUGAGGAGGCCUGGGUAGCAGAGGAAGCGAGUUACUGGAGCGACCAGUCGGCCGCCAUGGAGGUGGAGAUUGAGAUGCCCUCCAACCAACGUGGCUGGCGCCAGGCCAUGAGUGAUCUACCCGCCUACUUUGUCGGCGCCCUGAAGAGGCGCGCCGUGGAACUGAGUGAGCGGCGCAUGACGCCGGCUGAAAAGGAGCAGUUUCGCGAGGCCAAGAACGUCGAGGUCCGGAACUUUGUCGCCGCCAAGGCGUUCGAAGCACUUCCUCCUGAAGUCCGACCCUCCAAGGAGCAGGCUGUAGGCAUGCGUUGGAUAUUAACUUGGAAGGUCAAGGAGGAUGGCACGAAGAAGGCCAAGGCGAGAGCAGUGCUUUUAGGGUAUCAAGACCCGGCGUAUGAACAUCGCGCUACUACGGCACCAGUUACUACCCGUCAGACCCGCCAGUUUCAAUUGCAGCUUGCAGCUCGAAACAAGUGGCAUUUGCAGAAAGGAGACGUCAGCGGCGCCUUCUUACAGGGAAGGGAAUACCCUUCGGACAUGUUUUGCAUUCCCUGUGACGAGAUCUGCAGUGCCAUGGGCCUACCUACCGGCAGCAUUACACGGCUGCGACGAGCCUGCUACGGCUUAGUCGACGCUCCACUGGAGUGGUACAGAACAGUGUCAUCAUAUCUGGAGUCACUAGGCCUACAGCGCUUGUGGUCAGAUUCCUGUGCUUGGGUGUGGAGAAAGGACGGCAAGCUGAGAGGUAUGAUCUCUGGACAUGUUGAUGACUUCAUGUUCAGUGGACGGCAAGAUGAUGUUGAAUGGCAGGCCAUCCUAAAGAACAUCCAGGAGCGGUUUCGCUGGAGCGACUGGGAAUCAGAACACUUCGUACAAUGUGGUGUAAAGAUUGACAAGGUGGCUGACGGCUACGAGCUUUCCCAGCCGACCUACCUGGAUGAGGUCCGAGAGAUCAACUUGAGUGCCAGUCGCAAGCGCGACAAGGGCGCUCCCGUGACGGAACGGGAGCGGUCACUACUAAGGACUCAGCUGGGAGCGCUCAGCUGGCAUGCUCAGCAAGUGGCUCCCCACAUAUCGGCGGAGGUGAGUUUGUUGUUGUCUGAAGUUACCGAGGCGACUACGGACACCAUUGUACGAGCCAAUCGACUACUCUACAAUACUAAGGCCAGAGGAGUGCACAAGAUGAAGAUUCAUGCCUUUGACGAGAAUGAACCAUUGGCCCUCUACGCCUGGGUGGACGCAGGCAGCCAAAACCGCCGAGAUGGAAGCAGCACACAGGGCAUACUAGUAGGGCUAGGUCCUGAGUCUCUGUUUGAGGGUUCCCUGGGUAAGAUUUCUGUUAUUAGCUGGCAUAGCAACAAGAUUGACAGGGCUUGUCGAAGCCCAGGGGCAGCAGAAGCUCAGGCGGCAGUGAAUGGCGAGGAUGCUCUCUAUUACUGUCGCUACCAAUGGUCCGAACUUCUUUACGGAGACAUCAAUGUGCACGAUCCUGACGCAGCAGUACGACGUGUUCCAGGAGGAGUCAUCACUGACUCAAGAAAUGUCUACGACAAGCUGAUUACCGAAACCAUGGCAUUCAAGGGAGCUGAGAAAAGAACCCUGCUGGAGCUGUUGAGUCUCAAGGAGUCUCAGGAACGCCUGGGAACCUGUAUCCGAUGGGUGCAUUCGGAGGCGCAGCUCUCUAAUGCCCUGACCAAGGCCGGGCCAUGCCAAGAGCUGGAAUUAUUCUACCGAAUGGGGCAUCAGUGGAAGAUUGUGGAGGAUCCCGAGAUGAGGUCUGCCAAGAAGAGAAAGUCGGAAGGCAUCGAACCCUUGACGAGUGUGGAAGUGCAAAAAUCUGUGUUUAACUCAUGA
Messenger RNA from Symbiodinium sp. CCMP2592, 5223 nucleotides. The record is from the annotation of a GenBank genome assembly. Lineage: Eukaryota; Dinophyceae; Suessiales; Symbiodiniaceae.